GUUUCCAAAUCUGGGCUGGUAACAAUUGCAGGAGGAAAAUGGACCACUUACAGGCAUAUGGCCGAGGAGGCUGUGGAUGCUUGCGUGAAGGCACAUCACUUGAAGCCAUCGAAUAAAUGUAUCACUGCUGGUUUGAUGUUAGAAGGUGGAAAUGACUACGAUCCCCUAAUGCAUAUCCACUUAAUUCAGGAUUACGGCCUUAACUCAGAUGUUGUCCGUAUAAUGGGUAAAGAGCUCAAUUGGUCUGAAGAACAGCAAAAAUCGCAAUUAGAGCAAGCACGUCAUUUCCUGGACACACAAAUGGGUCAUCCUAUAGCACGUAGUUCUAGUUCCAAUGAUAAAUCGUCCACACCCUCAAAGUCAGCUCACCAUGCAGCUAUGAAGAGUUCAGAAGGCAAAAUCAUGUGUCCGUUCAGCAAACAAACGUCUAGUGAAAAAUCAUCGAAAGAAGAAAAGAAGAAAUGA
Strongylus vulgaris is the source of this 465-nucleotide messenger RNA. NCBI's taxonomy places the organism in Eukaryota, Metazoa, Nematoda, Chromadorea, Rhabditida, Strongylidae. The record is from the annotation of a GenBank genome assembly.